Molecule: messenger RNA, 783 nt
Organism: Rotaria socialis
Lineage: Eukaryota; Metazoa; Rotifera; Eurotatoria; Philodinida; Philodinidae
Source: the annotation of a GenBank genome assembly
AUGAUAAGUGAAAGUACUGACGAUUAUAAAUUACUUUAUUGUCCACCAAAAAAUUACUUUAAGGGCUUAAUAAUUGCUUUAUUUAUUCUCAGUUCUUUUAUUCUAUGUUGGUAUCAUGCUUUAUUUCAAAUUAAUUUUACAAAAACAAGUUGGUACGAUAUCAUCGGAACAUUUUUGAUUUUGGAAUUUUUAUACACCGGCCUGUUUAUUGCUGGCCAUGAUGCUAUGCAUGGAGCAAUUUGCAAUCGUUAUCGACAAUUAAAUGAUGUUAUCGGUCAUGUAUGUUUGUCUGCAUAUGCUUGGUUUGAUUAUCGAAUUAUGUAUGAAAAACAUUGGCUACAUCAUAAGCAUACUGGCCUUGCCAAUGAAGAUCCUGAUUAUCACGAUGGUCGGUGUAUAGGAUUUUUUGCUUGGUAUACUCAUUUUCUAAUUGGAUACACUACUAAACAACAGCUAUACAAAAUGACCGUAUGGGUCACUACUCUUCAAGUAGUAUUUUCUGUUCCAUUGCUGAAUAUUAUUGUCUACAUGUUAAUAUGUGGAUUAUGUAGUUCAUUACGUUUAUUUUAUUUUGGUACUUACACUCCACAUCGGCCAGAGUUAGUCGACGGUAAAUAUGACGAAGCGAUGCCAUGGGAAAAAUCAAGAUCAGCUAGUGCAAAUCGAUUAGUUAGUUUUUUAUGUUGCUAUCAUUUUGAUUAUCAUUGGGAACAUCAUCGAUGGCCAUAUGCACCUUGGUGGGAUUUAUGGAAAUGUAAAGAGCUCGCAAAGAAAAUGAAUUAA